Aspergillus steynii IBT 23096 is the source of this 1644-nucleotide messenger RNA. RefSeq names its product DUF821 domain protein. The record is from RefSeq and is a predicted model, not a curated record. The coding region runs from base 226 to 1536 and encodes 436 amino acids. The transcript has 2 exons. NCBI's taxonomy places the organism in Eukaryota, Fungi, Ascomycota, Eurotiomycetes, Eurotiales, Aspergillaceae.
GAACAUUCCUAUGCCUCUUUAGAGGAUAUUUUUACGGAUAACGCUCCCAAUCGACAUGACAUAUUGAUACAUGAAUUACAAAUUGGCCUAAAGAACCACCGAUAACGAUCUACGAAGUAUAUGCCCGACGAAACCUCAAUUUCAAACAACAACAACAACAACACCGUACCACACGCCUCCAAUCCCACAAUAUACAGAUAUAUAUAAAGCAAACCAUCCAUCCCAAUGCGCUGGACGCAACCCGCUCAGACCCAAAAAUCAUGGCUCCGCUUUCUCGGCAUCGGCGCAACCCUGUCCUUACUGAUCGUCGCAUUCCUCCUCUUCCACGACCGCUUCUCCGCCUCAGCCACGAAAUAUAUUCUGAAAACGACUGAUAAGGCACCCCUGGAAUGUCCCUCUGCGGUGACGAAUACCACAGAGUGGGAGUUCCACGCCCUGAGAGAUGCGAAUGACCACGGUCUGUCGGAUGAGCAAUGUCGGGCGGCGUUUCCGAAGUUGUUUGUGGAGUUGGAUAGGUCUGCGGAGGGGAGGAUGGAGAGGAAGAUCACCUCGAAGGAGGUGAAUGGGAUGUCGGUUGAGGAUGGGAUGGUUCGGGCGAUUGUGCAGGAUGGCGAGUUGUAUAUUGUCGACUUUGGCGCCAUGCCGGCGACUUUCACUCGCGGCAAAGCGACCUUGAACUCGCUGCAUCGCGCGCUGGCCUCGUUCCCUGACAGUCGCAACCUGCCCAACGUCGAAUUCGUCCUGACGACAGAGGACUACAGCACCGGCGACGGUCCUAUCUGGUCAUACUCCAAGAAGGAAGAGGAUGCGAAUGUGUGGCUCAUGCCGGACUUCGGAUACUGGUCGUGGCCGGAGGUCAAGAUCGGGUCGUACAAGGACAUCCGGGCACGGAUCGCCUCCGUCGACGACGGCGACUCACACGGCCAACAUGGGCUUUCGUUCCAGGCGAAGAAGAAACAGCUCGCCUGGCGCGGCAGCGUGGCUACGAACCCGCAGCUGCGCGGGAAACUGCUCAAGGCGGCGCAGGGCAAGAGCUGGGCCAGCAUCCGCGUGAUCGACUGGGACGACGAGAACGAUAUCCGCUACAACCUGCUCCCCAUGGAAGAGCACUGUCGGUACAUGUUCCUGGCGCAUGCGGAGGGGCGCAGCUUCUCGGGCCGCGGCAAGUACCUGCUUAAUUGUCGGUCGGUGACGAUUACGCACCACAUGGAGUGGAAGGAGGCGCACCAUGCGGCGCUGAUUGCGUCGGGCCCGGAGGCGAACUAUGUGCAGGUGCAGAAUGACUUCUCGGAUCUGGAGAAGAAGGUCGAGUUUUUGAUUGAUAAUCCGGAGACGGCGGAGAGGAUUGCGGAGAACGCGGUCAGGACGUUUCGUAAUCGGUAUUUGACUCCGGCGGCGGAGUCGUGCUACUGGAGGGAGUUGAUUAGACGGUAUGCGGACUCUUGUGAGUUUGAGCCGGUGCUGUUUGGGACGAUGGAGGAUGGGAAGACGAUUGCGAGGGGGACGCCGUUUGAGACGUGGGUUUUGACCGGCUGAGGGAUUGCAUUUGAUUUGGAUAUAUGCUCGGUGUUGGGGAGUCUGUAUGAUGUUAUGAUUAUGGUUAUGGUUGUCUAUACGCUCUGUACAUAAAAAGAUUCUAUGAAU